This is a messenger RNA of Phaedon cochleariae (mustard beetle), 1956 nucleotides long. The record is from the annotation of a GenBank genome assembly. NCBI's taxonomy places the organism in Eukaryota, Metazoa, Arthropoda, Insecta, Coleoptera, Chrysomelidae.
AUGCCUAAAACACGAUCAACGAGUGGGCCCCCACGUAAACAGGGCUUCAAUAAGUCCAAUCAUUCUAUGAAUCCAGAAAGAUCCAAAGAAGGAUUGAAAGGAGUAGCUAAGGCACGUACAAAGGGCACGAUAAAAAGGUUGCAGAUGUACAGAAACUUCAAAGCCAAAAGAGAUAGAACAGGAAAAAUUAUAACUCCUGCCCCAUUUCAGGGCUGGUUGCCUUCAGGCACAGUAGCUAGAGUAGAGCCAAAUCAGAAAUGGUUUGGCAACAGUAGAGUAAUUUCACAAAAUGCCUUACAAAAAUUCCAAACUGAGCUAGGAGCUGCCGUAAAAAAUCCUUACCAAGUUGUCAUGAAACCCACAACUCUCCCCAUAACAUUACUGAAUGAGAAAGCCAAAAAUGCAAGGGUACACUUACUAGAUACUGAAAGUUUUGAAAGUGUUUUUGGUCCAAAAAGAAGCAGGAAAAGACCAAAUCUUGCAGUAAAAGGCAUUGAAGAGCUGUCUGAAAUUGCAGAUAAAAAAGCAGAGGAAUACAGUAAUGAAAAAGAUUCCAACAUUGUCAAAGAUGAUGGUGGUGUUAGGGACAUGCCCAGAGAUUGGGUGAUGGCUGCAGGACAGUCUAGAAGAAUUUGGAAUGAGCUUCAUAAAGUUGUAGACAGCUCAGAUGUUCUCCUACAAGUCUUAGAUGCAAGAGAUCCCCUGGGUACAAGGUCUUCUUAUUUGGAAAAAUAUUUGAAGACUGAGAAGCCUCACAAACAUCUGAUUUUCAUCUUGAAUAAAGUUGAUCUUGUACCCACUUGGGUAACACAGAGAUGGGUUUCUAUUUUGAAUAAAGACUAUCCUACUGUGGCUUUCCAUGCAAGCAUCAACCAUCCUUUUGGAAAGGGGUCCCUGAUAAAUUUACUCAGACAAUUUGCCAAACUCCACAUAGACAAAAAACAAAUAUCAGUCGGUUUCAUAGGCUACCCUAACGUCGGCAAAUCCUCAGUAAUCAACACCCUGAGAAGCAAAAAAGUAUGCAAAGUGGCCCCAAUCGCCGGCGAAACCAAAGUGUGGCAGUACAUCACCCUCAUGAGGCGCAUAUACCUCAUAGACUGCCCAGGGGUUGUUUACCCCUCAGCCGAAACAGACACCGAGAAAGUUCUCAAAGGGGUAGUCAGGGUGGAACUAGUAAACAGUCCUGAAGACUAUAUCCAGCCGCUACUGGAGAGGGUCAAACCGGAGUACAUCAAGAAGACUUACAAAAUUGACAGCUGGACCGAUCCAAUUGAUUUCCUGGAAAAGAUGGCGCAACGAUCGGGGAAACUGUUGAAAAAAGGAGAGCCGGAUGUUACCAGUGUGGCAAAAAUGAUACUGAACGACUGGCAAAGAGGGAAACUGCCUUUCUAUUGUUCACCACCUGGUUAUGAACAACCUUUGCCUUCAGAAGAAGUGGCUCCUGAAGAAAUUGUUUCCAAAAUCGGGGUGGUUCAGGACUUUGCAAAAAUCCGAGUAGGGCUAGCAUAUGAAGGAGAAGAUGUCAAAGAAUUAGAACCCAUAAAAGGACUCAAAACAGCUGCUGAUAAGAGCUCAGCAGAUAAAUCGGAAACUAGUUCGCUUGUGGACGAUAAUGACAGCAGUAUUGCCGAUACAACAGUCAAAACAGAAGAAGAAGACUCCGACUCUGAUUCUGAUAUCAGUUUUUACUCGGACAUGGAAGAUACGGAACAAGCAGAUUUUGUGUCGCCUAAAGAAAAGUUGUAUGCUGUUUCGGCGAGUGGAGAAUUCGAAGUGGAAGAACUUUCCAAGAAAAUGAAGACUAAGGGCGGAGUGGCUGAGAAGAAGAAAACUAGUAAACAGAGGCGAGCUCUGGAUAGAGCCCAGAAGAGGAAGAAAAUAGGCAGUAACUUCUAUGAAGUAGCUAAUGUUAAGAACAGGAAUAGAAAUAAGAAGAAGACGGUGGUUGCACGUUAA